UAACCGUGCGGCGGCAGGAAGAUGCGCACACAGCAGACAGCGGAGCGGCGCAAUGAGCACGGUCCAGGGCCAGGGACGGCGUCGCGUCCACCUCGGCGACUGUAGUCGGUCCUUGUGCGAAAUGGGUUAGGUGGAGCACGGCUAGCGAUGCACAAACUUUGGGACACUUGGCUUGUCAUGGGGAUGAGCGCUGCGCUGCGGAACGGCCGAUCCGAGAGACACAGAACUUGAUCCGUCAAUCUGGUGUCAAUAUUUUUGCCCUUUUUUUCCUCCUUCUUCGCAGUUGUUUUUACCUUACCCCCAACCCCCCUUGUCCUCGUCUUGAGAAAUGAUUACGGAGCUGGUGUGCACCGCCGUGGCUGUGGUUCUCUAUCUAAACACCCUGGACGCGGAUUUCUGCUACGAUGACAGCCGAGCCAUCAAGACCAACCAGGACCUUCUUCCAGAGACCCCCUGGGCCAACAUCUUGUACGACGACUUCUGGGGCACCCUGCUCACCCACAGCGGUAGCCACAAGUCUUUCCGCCCACUCUGCACCCUCUCCUUCCGCCUCAACUACGCCCUGCAUGGCCUGCACCCUUGGGGAUUCCACCUUGUCAACAUGGUGCUCCAUGGGGCGGUCACAGCCCUCUUCACCAGCCUCUGUUGCCCUCUGCUCGGUGGGGGACUGUGGAGCUUAUUGGCUGGACUUCUUUUCGCCUCACACCCGGUGCACACUGAAGCCGUCGCUGGGGUAGUUGGGAGGGCGGACGUUGGGGCUGGGUUGUUUUAUUUGCUGUCCCUUUUUUGCUACGCAAGACACUGCGGACUUCGUAAGGACCCCCGGAGAAACUUCCAGGCCGACCAGACCAUGCAGGAGAUCGGUGGCAGGGGAUUGGCGGCCCGGUGUUGGGUUUGGAUGCUGGCGAGCCUGUGGUGUGCUGCAGCCAGUAUGCUGUGGAAGGAGCAGGGGGUGAUGGUGCUGGCCGUGUCGGCCGUGUACGACCUCUUCGUGUUCCACAGGCUCCGACUUCGCCAGGCACUUCCCCUCCUACUGGGAAAGAAGCGGAACGUCAGUGUUUUGCUGAGUCUCAGUGUUCUGGCGUCCUGGGGAGUGAUUCUACUGUCAGCUCGCUUCUACUGGAUGGGCAACAAACCCCCCAACUUCUCCAACUCGGAUAAUCCUGCCGCCGACUCCCCCCGUUUUCUUACUCGAACGCUUACCUUCCUUCACCUGCCUGCUGCCAAUGCCUGGCUUCUUCUCUGUCCCAACAACCUAAGCUUUGAUUGGUCCAUGGAUGCCCUUCCCUUGAUCAGGACCUUGGCUGAUUGGAGGAAUCUUCACACCGUUGCCUUUUAUGGUGGAUUUAUCCUCCUGGCUUUGUUUGGCCUUUGUGACACUUCCUCCAAGUCAAAGGAGACCAACGGGAAAGCCCAAGUUGCAAACGGGAAGUCAAUCGCCAACGGGAAUGGCUACCAUGCCCUCGACUCAAACCACAACACAAACUCAGAGCAAGGGUCACCAAAGACCGCCCUGAACGGGUCAACUAAACUUCCCUACUGCCCUCCGCAGACGUCCCUGCCCCCUGCCGAAAAUGUAGUGCUAUUUUCCCUGGGGCUUUUAUCAUUGCCUUUCAUCCCAGCCACCAACCUGUUCUUUUAUGUGGGGUUUGUGAUAGCAGAGAGGGUGCUAUACAUCCCCAGUAUGGGUUUCUGUUUACUGGUUACCAUUGGCGUGAGGACUGUGUACAUCAAACUGAGGACUAGAGGCUGCAGGGCUUUGCUGUUAAGUCUCUGUGCAGGUCUGAUACUGCUGAACGGGAUUAGAACUGUUCUGAGGAACAGGGAUUGGAGCAAUGAGGAGAAUCUCUACAAGUCUGGGAUUAGCGUGAACCCCGCUAAAGCUUGGGGAAACUUGGGGAACGUACUUAAGAGCCAAGGCAAGAUGGCGGAGGCGGAGACAGCGUACAGAAAUGCUCUGUACUACCGAGGGAACAUGGCUGACAUGCUUUAUAACCUGGGUUUGCUGCUGCAGGAGAACGAGCGAUUUUCCGAGGCACUGCAUUAUUAUAAACUGGCCAUUGGGAGUCGGCCAACUCUAGCGUCGGCGUAUUUGAACACAGGCAUCAUCCUGAUGAACCAGGGCAGCCUUGCAGAGGCCAAACACACCUUCCUGACCUGUGCCGACAUCCCUGAUGAGAACCUGAAAGACCCCCACGCCCAUAAGAGCUCCGUGACCAGCUGCCUGUACAACCUGGGCAAGCUGCUGCAUGAGCAGGGCCAGCAGGAGGAAGCCCUUUCUGUCUAUAAGGAAGCUGUCCAGAAGAUGCCCAAACAAUUUGCUCCACAGAGUCUUUUCAACAUGAUGGGAGAGGCCUACAUGAGGCUGAACAAGCUGGAGGAAGCAGCCCACUGGUACAGGGAGUCCCUCAGGGCCAAGCCAGAUCACAUCCCCGCCCACCUCACCUACGCCAAGCUCCUGUCCAUCAUCGGGCAGAAGACUGAGGCAGAGAAGUACUAUUUGAGAGCCAUUCAGCUCGACCCAGCAAAAGGAAACUGCUACAUGCAUUAUGGUCAGUUUCUUCUGGAGCAGUCGCGUCUCGAGGAGGCGGCGGAGAUGGCCGAGAGAGCGGCGGAGCUGGACGGCUCAGAAUUCGACGUGGUUUUCAGUGCCGCCCACAUGCUCAGACAGGCCAGUCUAAAUGAGGCCGCAGAGAAGCAGUAUGAACGUGCGGCCAGCUUAAGACCAGAUUAUCCAGCUGCUCUCAUGAACCUCGGUGCCAUCCUUCACCUGAACGGGAAACUUCCAGAAGCAGAGGCCAACUACCUGAGAGCACUCCAGCUCAAACCCGACGACGUCAUCACCCAGUCCAACCUCCGCAAGCUAUGGAACAUCAUGGAGAGACAAGGACUCAGGACUAAGCAGGGGCUGGGGACCCAGAUGGCAGACCUUUGACCUGGAAGAGGCCCUAGCGGUAUGGCCAGCGUAAAGAUGGAGUUUCUUCCAGAGAGUGGGACAAAAGGAGAACGUUUGGCCCGGUUUAAACAUAUGAAUGAGCUAAAGACUGAAAAGUAGCAUGGGUCAUGGCAGAAAAGACUUAAGCCGCUAUGAGUGAUGCACCGAAAUGAAAAUUGUUGGCUGGGGCCGAGGCCGAAUUUCAGGAAACACUGGGCUGAACACUGAAUGCCGAAUACGUAGGCGACUUGAAAUAGAAUUUGAUUGGCUGUUGUUGCCCCUCUAGAUAAUUCAGCUCAAUGGUAUUUUGAAAUGGCUAAUCUGACGAUGUCUUCAUCCAGAAACCUUGAGAUGGUUCCAUACUGCCGACGUGUUGACUGUUGGAAAUAGGAGUCAUUCACUUUCACAGAACAGGAGUAGGUUAUGAACUGCAUGGGUUGCUGGCGCUGUUUAAACAUGGUAUAGAUACACAAGAGCAACGAAACAGCGUCACAUGUUCAGUCAAACUAUUUGACAUUUUUACUCAAUCUGCCGCAUUUCAAAUGUGCCAUUUUGGGAUAUUUUCAGCCAAAUAUUUUCAGCGGACAAACAGUCGGUGCAGCCACUAUGAAAUGGGUAAUCGUGUACCAGUGAGAGAAGGUUUGAGGAUGGCAGGUUUGGGGUUCACUUGUCAAAAAUGCAGAUUCGACCCUGUGGUGCCACCAGUGCAAUUUGGGGGGGUCUGAUGUCGCCUUCAUAUUAUGCCGAUCUGACGCUUAGUUGUUUGAUUAAACACCAAGGUCAUAGGCAAAUAACUGGGAGGUGUACAUUAAGAAGAGUCCGUGUGGUCGGGCUUGUGACGGUUGAUGUCCCUGGGUCCAUUUUAAUUCAAUUGAUGUUAAAAACUCAAAUACCAAUUUUUGGUAUGUUAGAGCACCUAAUUUGAAAGGAGAUAUCGCAGUGGUAAAAGUCCCACAGUAAAAUGUUCACUUCUGCUUGGCGACAAGUAUUUGUCAGAGCGUCGGCUGCUUGCUUUCAAACAAGUUAGAUGUAGACCAGCGGUCGUCGGCUGUUCCCAGACUGAUCGUCCUUUGAAUCUUCCCUGUUUGUGCUCGUGCUUUAAAGAUGACAUGAAACAGGUAAACAAGCAACUUGAAAGCGUGCGAGUGUGCCAGCACAUCUUCAGGUACCGCGGCCCGGUGAUGCGUAUAAAUACAUCACAUGUACAUAUCGUGACAACCAGUAACACAGAGCACAGGCUGACGGGAGGCGAGUUGAGGCGAAGUUGAAUAAUCGGAAAAAAGAAAUCAGGGGCGUCCAGGUAGCGUUGCGGUCUAUUCCGUUGCCUACCAACACCCGGAUCGCCGGUUUGAAUCCAUGUUUUACCUCCGGCUUGGUCAGGCGUCCCUACAGACGCAAUUGGCUGUGUCUGCGGGUGGGAGGCCGGAUGUGGGUAUGUGUCCUGGUUGCUGCACUAGCGCCUCCUUUGCCAGUCAGGGCACUUGGUCGGGGGAACUGGGGGGAACUGGGGGCAAUAGCGUGCUCCUCCCACGCGCUACGUCCCCCCGGUGAAACUCCUCACUGUCAGGUGAAAAGAAGUGGCCGGCGACUCCACAUGUAUCGGAGGAGGCAUGUGGUAGUCUGCAGGCCUCCCUGGAUCGGCAGAGGGGGUGGAGCAGCAACCGGGAUGGCUCAGAGAGCGGGGUGAUUGGCCGGAUGCAAUUGGGAAGAGAAA
Messenger RNA from Lampris incognitus (smalleye Pacific opah), 4649 nucleotides. Its product is annotated as protein O-mannosyl-transferase TMTC2-like. Gene Ontology annotation, molecular function: mannosyltransferase activity; protein binding. Gene Ontology annotation, cellular component: endoplasmic reticulum membrane. Gene Ontology annotation, biological process: protein O-linked glycosylation via mannose. The record is from RefSeq and is a predicted model, not a curated record. NCBI's taxonomy places the organism in Eukaryota, Metazoa, Chordata, Actinopteri, Lampriformes, Lampridae. The transcript is spliced from 12 exons. Bases 329 to 2935 code for a protein of 868 amino acids.